Messenger RNA from Medicago truncatula (barrel medic), 1051 nucleotides. RefSeq names its product pleiotropic drug resistance protein 2. Lineage: Eukaryota; Viridiplantae; Streptophyta; Magnoliopsida; Fabales; Fabaceae. Gene Ontology annotation, molecular function: ABC-type transporter activity. Bases 1 to 960 code for a protein of 319 amino acids. The record is from RefSeq and is a predicted model, not a curated record. The transcript has 7 exons. Gene Ontology annotation, cellular component: membrane.
AUGGUCAUGAACUGUCAGAAUUUGUUCCUCAAAGAACAUGUGCUUAUAUUAGUCAGCAUGAUCUUCACCUUGGAGAAAGACAGUGACUUCUCCGGGUGCUGCUUGGGAGUUGGAACAAGAUAUGACAUGUUGACAGAAUUGUCAAGACGCGAAAAAGAAGCAGGUAUCAAACCAGAUCCUGAAAUAGAUGCUUUCAUGAAAGUAACAUCAAUAGAAGUAACUGUUGAAGUGGAUUACAAAAUCAGGCACACUAACAUAUUCAUAAGGUUUUUCCGUCAACUACUGGCAUUCUUCUGUGUGAACCAAAUGCCCCUACCCCUUUUCCGGUUCAUUGCUGUAAUUGGAAGGACAAGAGUUGUGGCUAAUACAUUUGGUUCCAUAACAAUUUUAGUUAUUUUUGUUUUAAGUGGAUUUACUGUUUCAAGAGAUGAUAUUGAACCAUGGAUGAUAUGGUGCCAUUAUGCUUCACCUAUGAUGUAUGGAAUGACUGCAAUAAGCAUCAAUGAAUUUCUAGACAAAAGAUGGAGUGCUGUGACUCCUAAUAUUGACCCCAGAAUUGAUGAACCCACGGUUGGGAAGGCCUUUCUUAAGGCCAGAGGCAUAUUUACAGAAGACUAUUGGUAUUGGAUAUCUAUCCGUGCUCUUAUAGGAUUUUCUCUAUUGUUCAAUGUUUGUUUCAUUCUCGCUCUAACUUACUUGGACCCAUUCAGAAGCUCAAAAUCUAUCAUAGUGGAACAGGAAGACAAUAGGGAAAGCACAACGAAGUCCUCCUCAGUAGAAAAAACAACAGGAGAUAUGACAGAAAGUUCAGCUUCAAAUGUUGAAUCGUUUGAAGGUGUUGACAUGGAAGUAAGAAACAGCACGAAUAGCUCAAUUCCUAAAGCUGCAAAGAAUGCAAAAUUCAAGAAGGGAAUGGUGUUUUACCCUUUCAGCCUCUGUCACUUGUUUUUGAAAAUGUGAAUUAUUACAUCAAUAUGCCCAAUGUAAAUUUAUACAUCUUUAUUCAGUGAACAUUUUAUCGUUAGCUUUGACAUUUGUAUUUUUCUAGCUG